Plasmodium yoelii is the source of this 489-nucleotide messenger RNA. Its product is annotated as RNA-binding protein, putative. Bases 1 to 489 code for a protein of 162 amino acids. Lineage: Eukaryota; Apicomplexa; Aconoidasida; Haemosporida; Plasmodiidae. The transcript has a single exon. Gene Ontology annotation, biological process: regulation of RNA splicing. Gene Ontology annotation, cellular component: ribonucleoprotein complex; nucleoplasm. The record is from RefSeq and is a predicted model, not a curated record. Gene Ontology annotation, molecular function: RNA binding.
AUGUUUUUAAAAAUAUUUGAAAAUAGGAAAUAUGUAAAUGCUUUAAAAAAAUUGCAUAACACAAACAAAAUGUGUGUUACUUAUUCACUUAAUGAUAAUAUACCUUUUUUAAAAAAUAUACGAGGGUUUAGUGAAUAUGGUAAAAUAGAACAAGAUAAAGUUAAUUUGCCAAGAAUAAAACUACGAGGAUUACCAUUUGAUGUUUCAGAAGAUGAAAUAAAAAAUUUUUUUAGUGCUUUUAAAUUAGCAAAUCAGAAAAAUCCAAUUCAUAUAAUUAAAGGAAUAAAAGAUAAGCCCACGGGGCAUGCAUAUGUUUAUUUCGAUGAUGCUGAAGAAGCAAGAAAUGCUUGCCAAAAUUUAAAUAGAAAAUUUUUGAGAAAUAGAUAUAUUGAAAUAUACAUAGAUUAUGUAUACAAUCAUAAUUUAGCCCCAAUUAAGGAACAUGUAACUACAAUGAUGAGGGAUAGAUACAAAAAAGACAAUCAAUGA